Molecule: messenger RNA, 3982 nt
Organism: Danio rerio (zebrafish)
Lineage: Eukaryota; Metazoa; Chordata; Actinopteri; Cypriniformes; Danionidae
Source: RefSeq, a predicted model, not a curated record
GUCUGUCACUCAAUCAUCAGUAAUGGGAGGGAUUUAGGGAAACCAAUGUCAUAUUUAUAUGCUACUGAACGCUGAAAUAUAGGGGACAUCUGCAAUAAAAGUAAGAUACAGAAACCGUAGCCUGUAUCGGAGUUGUAAGAAGUAGAUUUUUUGCGCUUUAGAGAGACACCAUGGAUGAUAGAGAAGCGACACGCUUCCCUCUUAAACACAGAUUCAAGGAUUUAUUACUUCGUGAACAAAACGACCCCAAGUUUCAGGUUGAAUUCCUUGUCAAAGAAAGUAGUUUCAAAGAACGUCUCCAGUGGUACUUGAUCAAAAACCAACGAUCAAGUCUCAGUGUGAGAGUGUUUUAUCUGUCACUCAAGGUGUUGAGCUGUAUUUUGUAUGUAUCCAGAGUGCUGACUGACUGUAAACAUCAGACACAAUGCUCAAGCCAUCACGGUAACUAUACCCUGCUUGAAAUCGACUGGGCUCCGGUUAUUUGGGUUGAUCGAAAUGAAAUACUUUGGGCUGUACAGGUGUCUGUUGCUGUCAUUUGUUUAUUCAUGAGAAUCCUACUGACAUAUCUACGAUACAGGGGUAACAUAUUGCAGCAGGUACUUCAAAUGGCGUUUAUCUUGGAAUUGAUUGACACCGUGCCUUUUGUAAUUGGAAUUUUUUAUCAAUCCUUCCGGAAGCUCUUCGUUCCUGUUUUUCUGAACUGCUGGCUGGCAAAACGUGCUUUGGAAAGCACGGUUAAUGAUCUUCAUCGAGCUAUUCACCGGACACAGUCAGCCAUGUUCAAUCAGGUCCUCAUGCUCAUCUCCACCAUUGUCUGCCUCAUUUUCACUUUCAUUUGUGGUGUUGAGCACUUGCAGCGAGCCGGAACAAAACUCACAGUUUUUGACUCUUUCUACUUCUGCAUCGUGACCUUUUCUACAGUGGGGUUUGGAGAUGUUGUUCCUGAUAUUUGGCCAUCCAAGUUGCUGGUGGUUUUUAUGAUACUUGUCACUUUAAUGGUCCUGCCAAUCCAGUUUGAGGAGUUGGCUUAUCUGUGGAUGGAGCGGCAGAAGUCUGGAGGAUAUUACAGCAGACAGAGAGCAGAAACAGAGAAACACGUGGUGUUGUGUGUCAGUUCAAUCAAAAUUGACCUGCUGAUGGAUUUCCUAAAUGAGUUUUAUGCCCACCCUAAACUUGAGGAGCACUAUGUCAUCAUCCUUUGCCCAACUGAGCUGGAUGCAGCAGUCAGAAGUGUGCUGCGGAUCCCAAUGUGGUCACAUAGAGUCAUAUAUCUGCAGGGCUCUGCCCUCAAAGACCAAGACUUGGUCAGAGCAAAACUGGAUUAUGCUGAGGCUUGUUUCAUUCUGACUUGUCGCUGUGUGGCUGACCGCAAUGCAGCAGAUUAUCAGACCAUCCUGCGUGCUUGGGCAGUGAAGGAUUUUGCUCCAGGCUGUACUCUUUUUGUUCAGAUUCUCAAACCAGAAAACAAAUUUCAUGUGAAAUUUGCAGAUCAUAUUGUUUGUGAGGAAGAGUUUAAAUUUGCCAUGCUGGCCAUGAACUGCAUCUGUCCUGCAACAUCUACAUUCAUCACCCUUCUGGUGCACACCUCACAAGGCCUAGAGGGCCAGCACUCUCCUGAGGACUGGCACAGAAUUUAUGGCAAAUGCUCAGGAAAUGAAGUGUACAGUAUAGUUCUGAACAAAAGCAUCUUCUUUUCUGAGUAUGAAGGAAACAACUUUGCUUAUGCAUCAUUUAACGCAUAUAAUAAGUAUGGCAUCUGUCUCAUUGGAGUCUGUCCUGAGGACACUAAGAGCAUUCUGCUGAAUCCUGGUGCUCAGUAUACCAUGAAUGCCAUGGACACGUGCUUCUAUAUCAGUCUCACCAAGGAGGAAAACUCCUAUGUUAAGCAGAGAGAGUGUGGAAACAACAGCAAGACUCAACCGCCAAUGGGGAGUGCCAUUACAAGACCAGGGACCAUGGCCAUAGAUAUACAGGAAAUAAGCAUUCCAUCCAGUUUAGAACCAUCGCUCUCAACUGGAGCUAAUACAUCUGAGAGAAGACAACCAAUCAUUAUUCCUGUUCUAGAACUGCCUGAUUCACCUUCUUUUCAGGCUAGCAAGCUACUCAGUGGUCAGUCAAAGAGUCACAUAAAUGGAGAUGAAAGCAAUGAUGGUUACUUUAUAGGAUAUCCUCCAAAUUUACCCUACAUUGGAAGCUCGACAAUCCUUUGCCAUUUACGAAAAAAGAAAAUGCCCACAUGUUGUAUGCAUCUGGAAAAGUUUUUGUCCAAGACCUGCAACCACAAAGACGAUGAAGAUGCAAAAGUGUAUAGUUUGAAGAGUAAGCUGGUCAUUGUGUCUGUUGAGACAGCAGGAAACAGCCUGUACAACUUCAUCCUCCCAUUACGAGCCUCGUACAGACCACAGAAUGAACUGUGGCCCAUUGUGCUGCUCUUGGAGCAUGUACCGGAUGAAGAAUUUCUUGAGACGAUCAGUUGGUUUCCAAUGAUUUACUACUUGCUUGGAUCAAUCGACAGCACCAUCACUGUAGUGCUUAAUUAUGCAUGCAACAUAUUCUCUGCCUUUCCUUACAGCCUGGAUGACCUGUUGCGUUGUGGCGUUUCUUUUGCUGCCAGCAUGGUGGUUGUGGAUAAGGAAAGCACCAUGACUGCUAAGGAGGACUACAUGGCGGAUGCAAAAACCAUAGUUAAUGUUCAGACUCUGUUCAGGUUGUUCUCUGGUCUGAACAUCAUCACUGAGUUAACUCACUCUGCUAACAUGAGAUUCAUGCAGUUCAGCACAAAGGACUGUCAUUCCCUGGCAUUCUCCAAACUAGCAAAGAAAGAAAGAGAAAAAGGCUCAAACCUGUCCUUCAUAUUUCACCUUCCGUUUGCUGCUGGUAGGGUUUUCAGCAUCAGCAUGCUAGACACACUCCUCUACCAGUCUUUUGUUAAAGAUUAUAUGAUAACAAUCACCAGGCUCCUGCUGGGGUUGGAAACUACACCACAGUCUGGUUUCCUGUGUGCCAUGAGCAUCACCGAGGAGGACCUAUGCAUUGAGACAUAUGGCAGGCUGUACCAAAGGCUUUCCUCCACUGUAGGAGAUAUUCCCAUCGGCAUCUACAGGACCAAGUCUCAAACAGUUGAAUCCCCUGAGACUCCACAAUUCCAAAUGUCAGACAAGGCAUCUGUGUUUGAUGAGGGCGGAGACCUAGAUGAGCAACAUCAGAAUCUUCAAUGCGAAAUACCAGACAGUCAAUUGCAGACACAGUCUCUGCGUCGGAGAAGCAUGCAGUGGGCUUCCAGUCUCCUUGGGCCAUGGCACACUGAGCGUGAGGCAGACAGAUUGAGUCAGCAUCGGGGUGUCCUGCUUUCAUGCUCUGAGAGACUGGAGGUCACAGAGCUGGUCAAGAAACGCAUGAAAAACCUGGGCCUAUCCACUCUGGGAUUUGAUGAACAGACCAAUAUCAAGAACAGCCACGCUUACAUCUUAAUCAACCCAUCUUCUGAUACAAAACUGGAGCUCAAUGACAUUGUGUACAUAAUCCGUAAAGAUACUCUAUCUUCCAAGCUGGACAAUAACUAACAGCGCUAAGAACAGCAAGAGAAGCAGGUCACAAAAAAAAGAGGAACACAAAGCUGGAUAGUCAUCUCUAAACAAACACCUUGCUCUGCUUACAAUAAUGCAUGUCUCAAUCAUAUACAUUUACAUCAUUAUUCAUGCCUCAUGCUCAACUUGACAAAGACUUUGGCUCAGAGUUCUCUGUCCAAUCCUGACUCAGUUUAGCCUCAGAAUUUCGGCAAGACUCAUGUUAACAUUUGGCAGAGAGAACUAAAAUAAAGAAUAGUGCAUGGAUCUACAUCUUCUCAUUUCCCACCACCUUGAAUAGAUGAAGCAUAUUGACAAUGUAGUCAGCUUAUUAAAAACACAAAGGAACUUUUUUUGAUGAGAAUAAUUAAAACACUGGGUGUCAACAAUCAUUUCAUUAAAAUAACAUUUCAACC